Molecule: messenger RNA, 6945 nt
Organism: Pseudophryne corroboree (corroboree frog)
Lineage: Eukaryota; Metazoa; Chordata; Amphibia; Anura; Myobatrachidae
Gene: ITPKB
Product: inositol-trisphosphate 3-kinase B
Exons: 8
Coding region: 488-2476 (662 amino acids)
Biological process (GO): inositol phosphate biosynthetic process
Cellular component (GO): nucleus; cytoplasm
Molecular function (GO): inositol-1,4,5-trisphosphate 3-kinase activity; inositol tetrakisphosphate kinase activity
Source: RefSeq, a predicted model, not a curated record
UGGAAACAGGCGGCUGCUGCUGCUGCUGCUGAGAGCCGCCUGCCUGGGUGCAGCCUCUGACAGUGGAAACUUCUUCAGUUCCCUCCUGACCAGCCCCAGUACAAGGAAGCACGCUCAGCCCCAGACAAACUUCUCAACUUCCUUCCUGUGCUACAUUCUGCAUUCUGUAUUCUGUUGCAUUGUGUGCAGCCCUGUGCAGAGAGGGAGGCACAGCCAUGGACUGGCAGCCUGAGGGAAGAGAGGGACUCUGAAAGCAGGGACUGGCUCUUCUGGUAGGGGAUUGGGUGCCUGGAAGGAGCCCUUGCGCUGUCCUGGCUGAGGACACCUAUCACCCAGCUGAUUUGUUUAUGGAGGUUUGGGCCGGAGCCCAGCUCAAUUCGUCUCUGCACAGCUUUCCAAGCAAUGUUGUCAAGUCAUCGGGAUACCUUCACGUGAGCCCCUGGUGCACAGCGCAGGCUGUGUCUGUAGCUCCCGUCCGCACAGUACUAUGGCUGUAUAUUGCUAUGCCUUGAACAGCUUGGUUAUAAUGAAUAACAGCGGUGUGACGAAGACCAGCCAGAGACCAGUACUGCCCAUGCCGGAGAGACGAAGCACAUACUGUCCACUGUUGGUCCGGCCGACACUGCCGCUACACAGCCCCGGGCCAUCUAGUCCUGGGAUCAGUCCCAGGAGCAACACCUCCUUCAUUUUCCCUGAGUCAGGAACGAGACCCACCUCUAGAAGUCGUAGUCCAAGUUGGAAUGGCGGAGAUGGGAAUAUGUCGAGAAUGCCAAGGGUUGGCAGGUGUCCAUCCCCGCUACGACUUCAUGGCGGGAAUGUGGGAGAGGCCGUGUCCGUCAUCGAUUCGCGUUCGGGGAACUUGCUUGGGUUUGGGCAGGGCCAUGGCUCUGGAUCUGGAACGGGGGUUGUUGAUUCGGAAGAGAAGCGGCGAAUCUCUCAGAUACAGCGGGAGCUUCAGAACGUCCAGGUCAAUCAGGUUGUGGGACUUUUUGAAGCUCACAUUCAAGCACAAAGCAGCCCGGUCUCCCCUGGGCUCAGAAGCCCCCGUCUGGGCAGCAGGUCCCCCUCACCACUGCUUCGCAACAGGCGGGAGGAGACUGUGUUUUGCUUCAGCCAUGAUACGGGGCACAAAUCAUCAUUGUCCAGCCAGGAAGGGACUUCGAUUCCCUCAUCUCCAUCAGUACCUGCUAGAAUCCAGACAGUGGUCAAUGCUGCUGAGAAGGACGUUUGUAGAACUAGCAAUGGAACAAAUAUGGAGCAAACAUUCAACAUUUCUACUCAGCUGGAAGCCACCUGCAAACUCAGCUCGCCUGGGAUAGUUUCUCCGGGACCUAUUCCGUCCGUCAUAGUGACUGACCAUGGGGGGGAGCGAGAAGAUCAAGUGGACGACAGUAGCCCUAGCCUCGGCCCAACUACAUUCCCUAGGAAAUUAUCAUCUUCUUCUGCUUCCUCUACUGGUUUCUCGUCCUCGUGGGACGAGUCGGAGGACGAUGUGUCCAGUGAUCCCGAAAAAUCCACAGAAAACACCACCCCGUUUCUUCAGACCAUUGAGCAGAAGCCAAGGGUGAGCAAAUCAUGGAGAAAGAUCAAGAACAUGGUACACUGGUCGCCCUUUGUUAUGUCGUUCAAGAAGAAAUACCCCUGGGUACAGCUGGCAGGACAUGCAGGUAGUUUUAAGUCUGCAGCCAAUGGUAAGAUCCUGAAGAAGCACUGUGAUUGUGAGCAGAAGUGCCUGAGCCAGCUGAUGAGCGAUGUGCUGAGGCCGUACGUUCCUGCCUACCACGGGGACGUCCUGAAAGAUGGGGAGAGGUACAACCAGAUGGAUGAUCUGCUCUCUGAGUUUGAGAGCCCCUGCGUCAUGGAUUGCAAGAUGGGUGUCAGGACCUACUUGGAAGAAGAGCUUACAAAAGCCAGGAAAAAGCCCAGUCUCAGGAAGGACAUGUACGUCAAGAUGAUCGAGGUGGACCCAGAAGCCCCAACAGAAGAGGAGAACCGCCAGCGAGCAGUCACCAAACCGCGUUACAUGACAUGGCGGGAGACCAUCAGCUCCACAGCCACGCUCGGCUUCAGAAUCGAGGGCAUAAAGAAAGAAGAUGGAACAGUGAAUAAAGACUUUAAAAAGACCAAAUCCCGGGAACAGGUGAUGGAGGCCUUCAGAGAUUUUACAAAAGGAAAUACUAAUAUCCUGAAGUUGUACCUGAAUUGUCUAGAGGAGAUUCGCAGAACGCUAGAGAUGUCCUCUUUCUUUAAGACGCACGAGGUAAUUGGCAGCUCCCUGCUGUUUAUCCACGACAAGAGGGAACAAGCCAAAGUGUGGAUGAUUGACUUUGGAAAAACCACCCCGCUGCCUGAAGGCGAAGUCCUGAACCACAAUGCGGCUUGGGUGGAAGGGAACCGAGAGGAUGGAUACUUGUAUGGACUUGAUAACUUGAUACACAUCCUCAGCGAGAUGGCAGAUGAGGACGACACCCGUUAACGGUUUCACCCUGCCCCGCCCGCCGACCCUCUAUAAAUGCACUACAGAUCCUUUCAGAGGUCGCCUACCCCUGCGCUCUGGCCAGUCUGCGUUACCGCCGUAGUACGGCUACAGAAAACCUAUUUUUAUAUUGAUGCCGUGAGCUUACAUUCUGUAAAUAGUGACUUGCCAGAACAAAGAGACUUUAAAAAAAAAAAAAAGACAAUAUAUAGAAUUGCAGGUGGCUAAUUGUAUAUAUAGGAAGCAGCUUAUCGCUUUACCCUCCCGUUGUCUUUGCUCCAACAAUAUAUAAUUUUAUCUAUUCAUUUCUUUGUUCUAAGCGCAUCUGUCGGCUAUGCAUAGGCAGGCAGUACAAUGUACAUGUGAAUGAGGCCCAUUAAAUCACUAGGAGCCAGUGAUACGGCUCUACGCAGCCAGUAGGAGGCGCUGGUUCUUAAUGUAUGGAUAGAGGCUUCCUCAUGAAUACCUGCUGCAUACCCUGUGGGCGGAGUCACUGCAGGCUGGAUGUCCCUUUGGGUGUAUUGUGCAAGUGUAAUGAGGGGAAAUGCUAUAGAUGGUGUAUACAGGAGCCUGUGGCUCUCCAGGUACACGUCCCAGAACACCUUGCCUUCCUCGGCUUCAUGUAUCCUCCAGGCUGUAGAAAGAAAAUAGAUUCCUGUGACAGAUAAUCGUGGGAUAACUCUCACUUUGCCUUUACAAUGCCAUAAUUAGACUGUAAGCUCUGUACAGUACGUCAGUGGGAAUUGCUGCAUUCAGUCUUACAAUCUACAGAUUUGCAGCCAGGGAUACUGUACAUUUAGUAUGAUGCAAUGUGUGAGAAACGCGUCACCUCUCAGGUUUGCUUUGCCAAAAGUGGGUGCCACCCAGCCUGCCCAAAUGUCACCCAGUCUGUGCCUGCUGGCACUUCGCCAGUCAUAAUAGCUCAACAAGACACCUGGAUGGGCGGUAGAGUUUUUGCCAUUGACACUUUGGUAAAUCUUCCCGGCUAAUAUUAAAGGAAGUGAAAUGAGAGAACACAAUGUAAGUGUACAGUGCUGAGUCCACAUCAGUGGUUUACAUGAACCUGCCUGAUAUUUAGACAAGAAUGUUAAAUCCAGCAACUAUAUAUAUAUAUAUAUAUAUAUAUAUAUAUAUACAGUAUAUACUGUAGUUGCUCUAUAGUGAUCACAGUUCCAUGCACCACAAUGAUGGUGUGAAAGAAUGUUGUUGCAUGCCCCUGUGGCAUAAGUUAAUCAGUUGUGCAGUGGAAUAAAUAUACUGGAUGGCAGUGUAGUAUUAUCAGCAUAUUACAUAACAUGGUACAUUACCCUAAGUAAUGGGCAUUGCUCUAAAAGGAAAAUUGUAAUUGUAUACAGCAAAUUAAUACAGAUAUCUGGAAACUGUAAAUUGUGAUAUUAAUAUGACGCUUAAGUGGCAGCUGCUCCAUUAGAAUCCAACAGACAGGCGUAAUGAUACGCUCCCUCCCGUUACUGGCGUAAUCUAGGUUUCUUCCUACAUUUGUAAACCAGUAGUGAUGUGUCUGACUGCCACCUAGUGGCAAAGCAAGUAUCUGUAUUCAUCGGUGGCAAAUGUUGGCUACUUUCAGGAUCCAUGGCUCCUGUCCUUAGGGAUUCCUGGUCUUGCAGGAUUGCAGGAUAUCCUCACCCAUGCAGUGGAACUGUGCACCCAUACACAGUUCCAUCUCUAACCAUUACUGGAUUUCCAGGUUACCAUUCCAAGCCCUCCGCACCAAGGCAGCUGGAGAGAGCGGUCGCUGUUUAUACUUCUUUCCAAAAUCCAAUGCAGAGGAAUUAAUCAGAUCGCAUUGCGUGAUAUCCUCUGGUAGCUCCGUAAUAAAUCCUUCUUUCUAAGAACUUAUAGGGAGACAUUUACUAAGCAGUGAUAAGAGCGGAGAAGUGAGCCAGUGGAGAAGUGGCCCCAUCAACCAAUCAGCAGCUCUGUAUCAUUUUAUAGUAUGCAAAUUAUAGAUGUUACUUCAGUGCUGAUUGGUUGCCAUGGGCAACUUCUCCACUGGCUCACUUCUCAGCUCUUAUCACUGCUUAGUAAAUGUCCCCCGAACCUUAUGGCCUGUUACUCACUGUUGUAGAUGCUGAGAAAAUGCUGCGAUUAGCGUUAGCUGCACCAAGCCUAAACUCCAGGUGUACCUGGCUCUCCACUCGCAACAGACGAUUUCUGUUACUCUCCUACCUCAACAUUUAUAUCUUAUUUUACACUUUAUUAAGUGUACUAUCGGACCACAGCUAAGGGGGCAAAUGUAAUGGAGUGCGGUUCAAUCAACGUCAGUUUGGGCCUCCAAACCCAGGAGUUAGCGCCCAGGAGACUAGAAGGUCAGGCUGCAAAUUGCAAUUGACUAGCGGCAGGCGUGAAAAGACAAAAAUCGCAGAAUUUUUUUUAUAAAAAUAAAAAAAUAAUAUAUAUAUAUAUAUAUAUAUAUAUAUAUAUAUGUAUUCAUUAAAUGAUUGUGCCUCAAAAAUGUUUUACUUGUUUUUCCCCCAGAAAUUUAGUUUCACUUUUUUAUUUUCUCUUUUCGGUUCCGUUUGCUGGUCAUUUCUACAUUCGCAGCUUAGUACAUCCGAUGUUGUAUUUAGAAUGUUGAAAAAAUAGUGUCUGGAAAGGACGGUUACUGCUAACAAUUUCCCGAUAAUUUCUCCUUGCAGCUCGUCCAGAAAAAUAGUUGAAAAGCGUAGAUUUGGGCAAUUCGCUCUCCGUAACAUUUACCCCAGUGUGUUGAAAUACCCAAUUUUCAUAGCAACAGUGCCACCUGCAGGCUAAGAGAAAGAACAGCACCAUUCCAUUAGUCCACACGGAACCACUGCAUGCAGACACUUGCAUGCAUUGGGCCCCAUUAAGAGGUGUUUGCUCUCAUUCAGAUUCCGAAGAGUCUGCGGCACAUGCCGCAAAGCACCGAUGUCCAGUGAUUGACAGUCUGGUGCAGUUUGGUGGUGGGGAGGGCGCAGCGAUGGCCUCCGUUUCUUAAAGCGGAGGCCUGUUGACGGCGUUGCAGGGUAGGAAGAGGCCAGGCUCUCCUUCAGAGGAUGGAGAUUUCCUGGCCUCUGUGUAGCAAAUGCGACCCCAUGAGUCAUGCAGCCGGCAGAUGGCGUUGCAGAUAAUCCGAUACUGUGUCCUAGGGCACAGCUUGGAUCAGAAAUGCAGCAGGAGGUAUGACGCUGUCACUUCCAUGUAAGCAUCUCCGAUAGGACCUCCACCCACAUCUAUAUUAGUGUCCAUGGGGGUCAUUCUGACCCGAUCGCACGCUGCAGUUUUUCGCAGCGUAGCAAUCGGGUCAGAACUGCAUGACAUCACACGCAGCCGCUGCGGGCCGUGGAGCGAUGAGUAACUCCCGGCCAGCACGCUAAAGCUGCGCUGGUCGGGAGCUACUAUUGAAGUGCAAAGGCAUCGCCGCUGUGUGAUGCCUUUGCACUUCUGUGGGGGAAGGGGGGGCGGCACUGACAUGCGGAGCGGACUAGCUCUGUGCUGGGCGUCCCCCCGCAUGUCUGAGUUCAUGGUCGUAGCUGUGCUAAAUUUAGCACAGCUACGAUCAACUCAGAAUGACCCCCCAUGUUAGUAAAUUAACCGUAAUUUAUCCUUCAGAAGCAGAAGUGGAAUCAUUUUAGGAAGCAGAAGAAAACUUGGCAACUUUCCACGAUACUUCCUUUAACAAGUGGGAAAAAAAAAUGUUUUUUUUUUUAUACCACUUUCCUGUUUAAUAUACAGUUACAAAUUCCACAGACGUAUCACGUAUUAGUGAAGUCGGAAUUAACCGGCCUUGGCGACCAAUGUACAACGCAGGAUAUUAUUAUAGGUUACUACCGUAGAGAGUCUCAACAAUAGAAUCUUCCCGUUAAGGUCUUGGCUUUGACUUAUUAUCCACAAAACAUUGAUAAAUAAGGUUCUAGGAUGUAUCCUGAAUAACCGUCUACAGCAGGAUUAAUGGAUGGACAUUUCCAGAUGUGUGUUUUUCUGUCUCUUUCGCAUCAUGUUACGUGAUUUAGAUUAUUCCACGUUUACAAUGUUACAUGUAGCCUAGCCUUUAUAUUUAUAUACAGUAUAUAUACUUAUAUAUUAAAAAAGUGCCUUAUCGACUUUUUCUUCUUCUUUUUUUUUUAAAUGUUUUUAAUUUAUAUUUAUUUCAGGUUAUUUUUUUAAUUGCACAGGACACUAAAUACUAAUGGCAUGGCAAAAUAUGUUGUGUUUUAUAUUUUUACUUAAUUAGUAGUGUACUUGCGGCAUGCGUUGUGUAUUUUUGCUUUGCUUAUUUGGUUAUUGUUACACCCCUGCUGCCUGUACAGAAGGGCGGUGAUAUUCUUAUUCCAUGUAGGUGGGUGGGGGAGGGGAUUCAUUUGAAAGUGUGUUUAUUUGCUGUGAAUAUUCCUUGGUACAUACUUCAGUGUGAACAAUGUAUAAACCCCACACGGGCCUCAAGCCGGUGCCUCUACCCCCAAUUUCUUAAAUAAAGGCAUUUGUUAUCA